AUGUCAGGGUCGGGAUUCACUUCCUCAGGGCCCUCCGCCACAGCAGCUGGAGGUAGCCGUCUACCUGCUGUGCACGAUGCAAACGCCACAUGGGCUUUCCUUGAGCCAGGCAUUGAUCUCAUGAUGACCCGUCUGAAGGAAGGCAUGACGUAUCCACGCUACAUGGAGCUCUACACUGUCGCCUACAACCAUUUCACCUCAUCUUCGCUCGCUUCCUCGUCGACGGCGCUCGGCCGUUCCUCCGGACCUUUUGGCUCAAAAGGUGGCACCGCCCUCGUCGGCGCUGAACUUUACAACCACUUGACUGUCUACUUCCGCACACAUCUUGAACAGGUGCGCACCGACUCUGACGGCCUCUCGGAAGAGGCACUGCUCCGCUACUAUGCUACCGAGUGGGACCGCUACACGACCGGCGCCAACUUUGUUCACCGCCUGUUUGCAUACCUCAAUCGCUACUGGGUCAAGCGCGAGAAGGACGAGGGCCAUAAGUACGUCUACACAGUCUACAUCUUGGCGCUCGUGCAGUGGAAAGAGCACAUGUUCCGCUACAUUCAGCAGAAGGGCCGCCUGGUGCAGGCUCUGCUCAAGCAAAUCGAAAAGCAGCGAAAUGGUGAAAUCAUCGAAGCUUCGCUCGUCAAGAAGGUCGUGGACUCACUUGUUUCGCUCGGCCUCGACGAGUCGGAUACCAACCGUCAGAACCUGGAUGUGUACCGCCAAGAAUUCGAAAAGCCUUUCAUCGAGGCUACCGAGAUUUACUAUAUCACCGAAUCCGAUGCCUUUGUAUCUCAAAAUGCGGCUACGGAUUACAUGAAGAAGGCCGAGACCCGACUCAAGGAGGAAGAGGACCGUGUCGAGCUUUAUCUGCAUGCCUCUACGCGUACCAAACUCGUGCCCACUUGCGACAACGUGCUGGUACGCCGUCACUCGGCGAUGCUCUGGGACGAGUUUCAAGAGCUGCUCGACUCGGACCAGGCGGACGAUCUGUACCGCAUCUACACACUCCUCUCGCGCAUCCCUGAAGGCCUCGAGCCGCUGCGACGGAAAUUCGAAGAACACGUCAAGCGUGUCGGACAUUCUGCCGUCGAAAAAGUGAUGGGUGGUGGCGAUGUUGGUAGCGCUGAUACUGGUGCUGCUACUAACGGCGCUGCAGGUUCUUCGGCUGCUACAGCUGCGGCUCCUGCAGCGAGUGAUUCUCUGGACCCAGGCGCGUACGUGUCUGCACUGCUUAAAACGCACCAGAGCAACCUCAACACGGUCAACGUCGCGUUCCGUGGCGAAGCAGGAUUCCUGGCCGCACUCGACAAAGCUUGUCGCGACUUUGCUAACCGCAACAAGGCGACUGGCGCUUCGACUUCGAAAUCGCCUGAGCUGCUCGCCAAGCACGCGGAUGCACUGCUGAAAAAGUCCAACAAGGCUACGGCCGAGAACUCGCUCGAGGAGGCUCUGGCAGAUGUGAUGGUGGUGUUCAAGUACAUUGAGGACAAGGACGUCUUCCAGAAGUUCUACUCCAAGAUGCUUGCCAAGCGUCUGGUCAAUUUCGCGUCUGCAUCAGACGACGCUGAAGCGAGUAUGAUUUCGAGACUCAAGGAGGUGUGUGGAGUGGAGUACACGAAAAAACUUCAAACAAUGUUUACGGACAUGGGUCUGAGCAAGGAGCUUAACGAUCACUUCAAGGACACGAUGGCGAAUCAUUAUGAUAAGACGGAGCUAGAUGUGGACUUUUAUUCGUUGGUUCUCGGGAGGAGUUCGUGGCCGUUGCAGGCGCCUACGACGGAGUUUUCGAUUCCGACCGAGUUGCUGCCCACGUACGAGCGCUUCCAGCGCUACUAUUCGGUGAAACAUCAGGGUCGAAAGUUGAUCUGGCUUUGGCAACUCAGUAAGAACGAGGUCAAGACAAAUUACCUUUCGCAGAAGUUGCAGUUUCAGACGUCCACUUUUCAGACAGCCGUGUUGCUGCAGUUUAACACGAACGACUCAUUGACCAAGACGCAAUUGCAGCAAGCGACUGGCUUGAACGAUGCCACAAUUAAGCCGGUGCUGGGCAUGUUGUCGAAAGCCAAAGUGUUGGUGACUUCAUCGUCGGACCCGGAGGCGUACGAGUUGAACGCCAACUUCAAGUCGAAGAAGUUGCGCGUAAAUCUCAACUUGCCCGUAAAGGCCGAGCAGAAGGCAGAAUCAAAUGAUGUGCUCAAGACGAUCGAUGAGGAUCGAAGGUUGUUGCUGCAGGCAACCAUUGUCAGGGUCAUGAAGAGCAGGAAGCAGUUGAAGCACCAGGCGCUUAUCCAGGAAACUGUCGCACAGGUCAGUGGUAGAUUCAACCCGAGGGUCUCUGAUAUCAAAAAGGCUAUCGAUCAAUUGAUCGAUAAAGAGUACCUCGAGAGACUCGAAGGUAGCAAGGAUACCUAUUCCUACUUGGCGUAA
This is a messenger RNA of Mycosarcoma maydis (corn smut), 2421 nucleotides long. Its product is annotated as putative SCF complex member Cullin 1. The transcript has a single exon. Lineage: Eukaryota; Fungi; Basidiomycota; Ustilaginomycetes; Ustilaginales. Gene Ontology annotation, molecular function: ubiquitin protein ligase binding. The coding region runs from base 1 to 2421 and encodes 806 amino acids. Gene Ontology annotation, biological process: protein ubiquitination; SCF-dependent proteasomal ubiquitin-dependent protein catabolic process. Gene Ontology annotation, cellular component: SCF ubiquitin ligase complex. The record is from RefSeq and is a predicted model, not a curated record.